Messenger RNA from Rangifer tarandus platyrhynchus (Svalbard reindeer), 2106 nucleotides. NCBI's taxonomy places the organism in Eukaryota, Metazoa, Chordata, Mammalia, Artiodactyla, Cervidae. The record is from the annotation of a GenBank genome assembly.
AUGGCUGGAGUGGAAGGUAUGAUCUGGGGAGUGGUGGCGGUAGUGCCAAGGUUGCGAGACCCCGAACUCGUAGGGCUCUGCACCCUCCCAGCACCUUCCAGGGGAGAACGUCCGUCUGUGCGAGUCACAAAGGCGCCGUUCCAGGGGUCCGAGAACGCCCGGACCUGGGGCUUGGGGUCGGCGCAGCCCAGCACAGCGGUGCAGCUAGCAGUUCUCCCAGCGCCGUCCGACACGCAGCUGCGGCCGACGUCGGACACGCGGUGGGAGCGGUCCUGCAGGCCGCCGCUGGUGAGUUUCUCUGCGCUUGCAGCCGCGCCUGCUGCGUCACAGCGCCCCCUGCUGGGGAAAUCAAAUACCUGGUGGCUGCCCCUGGCCCCCGACGUCAGAGGUUUAGCUGCCCCUCAACUUGGAAAAUAUCCUGGCCCCCCCCAAUUAAACAAGAAGUACAGGAGAAAAGACCCUGAAAGUUCCCAGGAACCUUCAGAGAAGACCAAAGAGCAGCUGGCUGAGGGGGAGCUUCGGAAGCUGAGGCAGCAGUUCCGGAAGAUGGUGGACAGUCGGAAGUCCUUUAACUUCCGCUCCCAGCGGAAGAUCACGAACCAGCACAAGGAAAUCAAGACCCUGCAAGAGGAGCAAGAUGAGAUCACCCUGCUUUUGAAUCUCAUCAAGUCCUCCAGGAACCUGGAUCUCAAUGAGAAAAACUACAUGGAACUGCGUUUCCUGCUGCAAACUAAGGAGGACUAUGAGGCCCUGAUUAAAUCAAUGAAACUGCUGUUGGCUGAACUGGAUGAGAAGAUUGUUCAGAUGGAGAAAAAGAUUGUAACCCAAAGACAGAUCUUCACAAAAAUACAGGAGGCCAAUAACCCCUGGAAACUGCAGAAACAGAUCCAUGUUUUGGAAACCCGUUUGAAUCUUGUCACUGUACACUUUGACCAGAUGCUGACCACCAACGCGAAGCUCCGGAAGGAGAUCGAGGACCUGAGGUAUGAGAAGGCUGCUUACGACAACAUCUACCAGCAUCUUCAUCGGCGCUUGUUGAUGCAAAAGAAAACAAUGAAUGUGGCCAUCGAGCAGUCUGCGCAGGCCUACGAGCAGAGGCUGGAGGCCAUGGCCCGAAUGGCUGCCAUGAAGGACCGCCAGCAGAAGGACAUCUCUCAGUAUAGCCUGGAGAUCCGAGAGCUGGAGCGUGUCUACGACCACGAAACCAAGCUCAAAUCCUUCUUGCUCGUCAAGCUGAAUGACCGUCUUGAAUUCGAGGAGCAGUCCAAAAAGGAAGAAGUUCUUAAGGCAAAGAAGUUUGGGAAGAAGAGCAAGGGCGAGAGUUUUGAGAGCUACGAGGUGGCUCACCUCCGGUUGUUGAAACUGAUAAAGACUGGGAACCUGAAUCAGCUCAUCGAGGAGUUUCUGGCCAAGGAGGAGAAGAACUUUGCUCGGUUCACAUAUGUCACAGAGCUCAACAACGACAUGGAGAUGAUGCACAAGAAGAUCGAGAGAAUCCAGAAUGAGAUCAUGCACUUGAGAUCCCAGCAGAAAUCAUCCCAUGAUGAUAGCCACUCUAUCCUGAGAGAGCUGGAGGAGAAGCUAAAGAAGACCACGGAGGAGGCAGACAUGUAUGAGAACAACUACAGGGAGAUCAGCAAGACCUUGGAGUAUCUCAAGACCUCGGUGGAGAAUCUGUUUAAGAAGAUAAAUUGUGAUGCCACCAAGAUCCUGGUGCAGUUAGGGGAGACGGGGAAAAUCACGGAUACCAACCUCCCGCAGUACUUUGCCAUCAUUGAGAAGAAGACCAAUGACUUGCUGGUGUUAGAAUCCUACAAGCGGCUUAUGGAAAUGGAAGUGGCAGAGGCGGAGGUCCAGCCAUCCUUCCUCAACCCCUUCUGGGGCGGCUCUGCCCUCCUGAAGCCUGCAGAACCCAUCAAGGUCAUCCCCCCAGUGUUCGGGGCUGACCCCUUUAGUGACAAGUUGGAUGAAGUGGAGCAGCCCCUGGACCACAGCAGCCUUCGGCAAAUGGUGCUCAACCACUACACCACAAGAGAGUCUCGAAACAGGGACAGCAUGCCUGAAAAAGGGGACGAGGUGAAGUCCAAGAGGAAGGUAACAGUCUGA